Messenger RNA from Strongyloides ratti, 1602 nucleotides. RefSeq names its product UDP-glucuronosyl/UDP-glucosyltransferase family-containing protein. Lineage: Eukaryota; Metazoa; Nematoda; Chromadorea; Rhabditida; Strongyloididae. The transcript is spliced from 2 exons. Bases 1 to 1602 code for a protein of 533 amino acids. The record is from RefSeq and is a predicted model, not a curated record. Gene Ontology annotation, molecular function: UDP-glycosyltransferase activity.
AUGAUGUUAAUUUUAUCAUUUAAUAUAGUAUUUUUUUAUUAUCUAUUUUAUUGUGUUAAUUGUUGGAAGAUUCUUGUUUUUAAUCCAAGAUUAUCACAUUCACAUGUACAAUUUGUUGGAAAAAUUGCUGAUAUUCUUCAAGAAGCAGGAAAUGAUGUUACAGUCAUUCAACAAGUACAAGCACGUAAAGUUUCUACAAUUGGUUCUAAAAAAGCUAAAGUUAUUAUAAUUGAUGGUAUGGAUGUUGAAGAAGAAAUAGGUUUAAUGAAAAUUGAUUUUGAUAAAAGUAUUUGGUCAACACAAGAAAAUAACAUUUUUACUGCUUCAAAAAUUCUUAAACAAGUUUGGAGUAUAAGUGAAAAACAAUGUAAAUCAUUAAUAACAAAUAAAGAAUUAUUAGAAAAAUUAAAAAAUGAAAAGUUUGAUAUUGGUUUUGUGGAAAAAUUUUCAUCCUGUGGUUUUGGUAUAUUUAAUAAAAUCAAUAUAAAAACAAUAAUAUCUGGUGCAGCAACAGGUUUUGGUGAAUCUUUUUUUGAUGAUUAUGGUUUAAUGUACCCAACAAGUUAUCUUCCUCCUAUAAUGGGUGGUGAAAACAUACCUAAAGGAUUUAGAGAAAGAUUAAGAAACACUAUAACUUAUUAUGUGUCUAAAUAUAUGUAUGUUGAUGCAUCUAUUCUAUCAACACAAAAAGCUUUUGAUGAAAUUUAUGGAUCUGAAGCACCAGAUAUUCAUAAAUUAACUAAAGAUGUAGCUUUUACAAUUGUUAAUACAUCACCAUUAUUAGAUUUUCCACAUCCUAAAACUUCUAAAGUUAUUGAAAUUGGUGGUAUAGAGUUUGAAAAUGACAAUCAACUUGACAGUGAAUGGGAUAAAAUAUUAAAUAAACGAUCAAAAAAUGUAUUGUUAUCUUUUGGAAGUGCUAUAAUGUCUAAUGAAAUGCCAGAAAAUAUUAAAAAAGGAAUUUUUGAAGCAUUUAAAAGUCUUCCUAAUAUAACUUUUAUUUGGAAAUAUGAAAGUACUAAUAUAUCUUUUGCCAAUGGUAAUUGUUCAAAUAUAAUUUUUAAAAAAUGGAUUCCACAAAUUGGAUUGUUAAAUGAUGAAAGAGUAAAUUUAUUUAUAACUCAUGGUGGAUUAAAUAGUGUAAUAGAAUUAGCAAACACUAAAACACCAGCAAUUUUUAUUCCAUUAUUUUCUGAUCAAAAAAGAAAUGCUCACAUGUUUACAAGAUAUGAAACAUCAAAGAUUUUUAAUAAAAAAAAUCUUUUUGAUAGUAAAAAACUUUCAGAAAGUAUUGAAGAAAUUUUAAAUAAUGAUAAUUAUAAAGAAAAAGCAAUAAGAUUAUCAUCAAUGUUAGCUAAAUAUCCAUUUGAUGCUAAAAAUACUUUAAUAAAAGCAUUUAAUUUUGCUGGUUCAUUUGGUAAUGUAAAAGAAAUGGAUUUACCUUCAAUGGAAAUGAAUUUUAUAGAAUUAUAUAAUAUAGAUGUUUAUUUUAUAUUUAGUAUAAUAUCAUUUUUGAUUAUUUUUAUUGUUUUUAAAAGUUUUAAGUAUAUUUUAUUUAUUUUACCAUUAAAAAGUAACAUAAAAAAAUAUAAAAAACAAUAA